AUGCACGACCUCCGCCGUCAAGCCCUCCUCGAAAGCCGCAAGACGGUUUCCCGCAAGGCAGCUUCCCGAGAAGCUUCCCGCUCCACUUCUAGAGUUGCCUCUGCGCAGACAUCGCGCCAGAAUUCGCGCCAGUCGUCGCGCGCUGCGAGUCGGUAUCCCUCUGAUGAUGAGGAUGAAGGUAAUUUGAGUGAUGAGACUGAGACGUGGAGUACAGGGUCAUUAGAUGACUUGGCAGAUAACCCCGAGUCCGAUAAUGUCGACUGGCCCGAAGAACUAGCAGACUGCAUGCAGGAUAUUCUGGACCGCAAACGAAGCAGCGUCCAAGGCCGCGAAGAGUCGCUGUCGGCAUUCUGUCGACUAGCCAAAUUCCACUACGUCGAGGAAGAAAUCAGAGGCAGCAUCCAGGACCUGCUCGCUGCGUUCUUGCGCAGUAUAAAAUAUGAGGGUAGCGUACGCGAGUCGGUUCUUGCGCUCAAGGCGUUGGAGUUUUUGGCAGUGACAGCCUAUGAUGAUACCAUUUACGAUGCGGUGGAGUCCUUGUUGACGAAGACGAUUCGCGAUUCGACGUCGGGGCUGAUUAAAGUUGCUGCGAUUAAUUGUCUCGGGACAUGCGCAUAUUUUGGCGGAACGAGCGAAGACGCGAAAAUGGAUCAAAUGAAUAUGUUACUGGAUAUUAUUACAUCGGAUGGUCAAUCGAUCGAGGCGUCAGCUGAUUACGGAGUCGUCACAGCAGCCUUGCAGCAAUGGGGGUUUCUAGCCACAGAUGUUGAAGAUCUGGAAGCUGACAGUGAGGAAGUAGUCGAAAUUCUGAUCGAGCAGCUAGCCAGCGUAGACUCGAAUGUCCAGAUUGCUGCUGGUGAGAAUAUCGCUUUGCUCUAUGAGAAGAGCUAUACACCUCAAGAAGAAGAAGACGAAAUCGACGAAGACGAACUGGAUGAGGAGGGCGAGGGUGGAGACUCAUCCGCCAGCGGCGGACCAAAGCUCAUAGAACGAUAUCCAGCAUACCACGACAAAUACCAUCUCGAACAAAUCCUCGCCUCUUUAGCAACCGUAAGCGGUAAACGAAUCAGCAAAAAAGACAAGAAGAGCCUCCACACAAACUUUGCCUCUAUCCUGACGACAGUCGAAAACCCACGCUUAGGACCGGCAUAUAGCAAAGCAAUCAACCAAAAUACAAACCGGCAAUACGGAAGUAAACGACAAGUCAAAAUCGGUAGCGAAGGGGUUAUGGAGAUUGAUCGAUGGUGGAAAUGGUUGAGACUUGCUUCUUUGCGUCGGAUUCUGCAAGGGGGGUUCAUGGAGCAUUAUUUUCAGGGGAAUAGGGCCGUUUUGGAUGCGUUGCCGGUUAUGAUGAGGGAUUCACGGAGGAUAGAUCGGGGAGGAUACAAGAAGGCGGCGAGAAUGAGGAAUUCGACAAGAAAGAUGUUUAUGGAUGAGGAUGGCAUUUGA
Talaromyces marneffei is the source of this 1449-nucleotide messenger RNA. RefSeq lists its product as uncharacterized. Lineage: Eukaryota; Fungi; Ascomycota; Eurotiomycetes; Eurotiales; Trichocomaceae. The transcript is spliced from 2 exons. The coding region runs from base 1 to 1449 and encodes 482 amino acids. The record is from RefSeq and is a predicted model, not a curated record.